Molecule: messenger RNA, 734 nt
Organism: Ricinus communis (castor bean)
Lineage: Eukaryota; Viridiplantae; Streptophyta; Magnoliopsida; Malpighiales; Euphorbiaceae
Product: 60S ribosomal protein L12
Exons: 1
Coding region: 80-580 (166 amino acids)
Biological process (GO): translation
Cellular component (GO): ribosome; cytosolic large ribosomal subunit
Molecular function (GO): structural constituent of ribosome; large ribosomal subunit rRNA binding
Source: RefSeq, a predicted model, not a curated record
UACACACAUUCCACCAUUUCAUCGUUUCUCGAAACCCUAGCAGUAGCAGACUUGCUCUCUCAGACGCCGAUCAUCCAAAAUGCCGCCAAAAUUCGACCCAUCGCAAGUCGUCGACGUGUUCGUCCGCGUCACCGGCGGCGAAGUCGGAGCAGCAAGUUCACUCGCACCAAAAAUCGGACCACUCGGUCUCUCUCCAAAGAAAAUCGGAGAAGACAUCGCAAAAGAGACCGCGAAAGACUGGAAGGGGCUACGAGUGACAGUGAAACUAACGGUGCAGAACCGUCAGGCAAAGGUGACAGUGGUGCCAUCAGCAGCAGCUUUGGUGAUAAAGGCAUUGAAGGAGCCAGAGAGAGAUAGGAAAAAGACAAAGAAUAUUAAACACAGUGGAAACAUAUCGCUUGACGAUGUGAUUGAGAUUGCGAAGGUAAUGAAACCGCGAUCUAUGGCUAAGGAUUUGAGCGGGACGGUCAAGGAGAUUUUGGGAACUUGUGUUUCGGUCGGGUGUACUGUUGAUGGAAAGGAUCCCAAGGACUUGCAGCAGGAGAUUACUGAUGGUGACGUUGAGGUUCCUCUUGAUUGAUUUUUGUGUUUUUUUUGUCCGUUUAUUUUGGAGAAAGAGAGAAACGGUGCCUUUGUUUUAUCUUAAAGAUACAAUGCUGUUUUGGAUAAUUUUUAUGAAUGCUUUCGGUUGUUAUUUUAAUUAGAAUAUGAUCUGGAAAGAUUUUUAUUGGUUA